Messenger RNA from Hypanus sabinus (Atlantic stingray), 8680 nucleotides. RefSeq names its product zinc finger protein 239-like. Lineage: Eukaryota; Metazoa; Chordata; Chondrichthyes; Myliobatiformes; Dasyatidae. The record is from RefSeq and is a predicted model, not a curated record. The transcript is spliced from 3 exons. Gene Ontology annotation, biological process: regulation of transcription by RNA polymerase II. Bases 760 to 1896 code for a protein of 378 amino acids. Gene Ontology annotation, cellular component: nucleus. Gene Ontology annotation, molecular function: RNA polymerase II cis-regulatory region sequence-specific DNA binding; DNA-binding transcription factor activity, RNA polymerase II-specific.
UUCGGUGGAGUCUCCAUGUUGCUGCGUAUUCCGAUAUUAUGACGCAGUUUCGUUUAAAAGUGGAGUUUUACUUUUUGCCUUAAGUCAAAGGUUAUUGCCGGCAGUUUUGCUACAAUACUGCCAGUUAAAGUAGUUGGAGAGUGAAGAUUCGUCGAAGUUCGGGAAGCUGAAAGAUCGAAGAAAGCUGAUGUCGUCUGUGAAGAACCUUUGUUUAAUCUUCGCACAAGGAAUUAGUAACCUGUGUCCGUGUUAACUCCUGCUUUGCCAAAAAAGAGCACAGAGUUUGAUGCAGAGUUUCGCCAAGAAAAGAUCCAAGAAUCCACAGUUCCGGUGUUUGCAUACAACUCCUGAAAUACAGAAGACUGGGAGAGGACAUGCGACGAUGGCAGGCAGCCACAACAGUCGAAUUAAGCUUCAAUUCCUUCCGACAGACUUCGCGCCUUACCGGGAAAUCCAAAGGCUGAAAUAAAAGCAUUGUAAACCUCUUGUAUCCGCGUGAUGACCGGAUACACUAUUUAAGUUAAAAAUGACAAGGAAUUUGUCUACGGGGAUCUCAAACACAGCACUCCAGUUCUGCUGAAUCUGUCCAGAUAUUUCAGAAGUGGAGCAAGGGAUUCACUCAAUCAUUCUUCCUGCUGAAACAGUGGUAAUGGAUUUAUCCAGUGAUCUCAACUGAAGGUACAUCAGCAAGUUCACACAGGAGAGCGGCUAUUCACCUGCUGAGUCUGUUGGAAAGGAUUCUUUCGGUCAUCCACCCUAAUGGCACACCAGCAAGUUCAUACCAGGGAGAUACCAUUUACCUGCUUGGACUGUGGGAAGAGAUUCACUAAGUCAUCUAAACUGAAGGUACAUCUGCGAGUUCACUCUGGAGAGAGGUUGUUCACCUGCUCAAACUGUGGGAAGCAAUUCACUCGGUCAUCUGAAUUGCUGGUACACCAGUCAGUUCACACUGGGGAGAGGCCAUUCACCUGCUCAGACUGUGGGAAAGGAUUCACUUGCUCAUCUAAUCUGAAGGUACAUCAGCGAAUUCACACUGGAGAGAGGCCGUUCACCUGCUCAGACUGUGGGAAAGGAUUCACUUGCUCAUCUAAUCUGAAGGCACAUCAGCGAAUUCAUACUGGAGAGAGGCCGUUCACCUGCUCAGACUGCGGAAAGGGAUUCACUGAAUCAUCUCAACUGAAAGUACAUCAGCAAGUUCACACCGGGGAGAGGCCAUUCACCUGCUCAGACUGUGGGAAAAGAUUCACACAGUUAGCUAACCUACAAGCACACCAGUCAGUUCAUACUGGAGAGUGGCCGUUCACCUGCUCAGACUGUGGGAAGGGAUUCACUUCAUUAUCUCAACUGAAGAUACAUCUGCGAGUUCACACCGGGGAGCGGCCAUUCACCUGCUCAGACUGUGGGAAGGGAUUCACUCAGUCAUCUCAACUGAAGGUACAUCAGCGAGAUCACACUGGGGAGAGGCCGUUCACCUGCUCAGACUGUGGAAAAGGAUUCACUCAGUCAUCUCAACUGAAGUUACAUCAGCGAGUUCACACUGGGGAGAGGCCAUUCACCUGCUCGGACUGUGGGAAAGAAUUCACUCAGUCAUCUCAUCUGAAGUUACAUCAGCAAGUUCACACUGGGGAGAGGCCGUUCACCUGCUCUGACUGUGGGAAGGGAUUCAGUUGCUCAUCUAAAAUGAAGGUACAUCAGCGAGUUCACACUGGAGAGAGACCAUUCACCUGCUCAGACUGCGGGAAGGGAUUCACUCGGUCAUCUGACUUACUGGUACACAAGUCAGUUCACACCGGGGAGAGGCCAUUCACCUGCUCAGUCUGUGGGAAGGGAUUCACUCGGUCAUCCAACCUACAGAGACACCAGCGAGUUCACACUGGAUUGAGGCCAAUCUCCUGAUCAGACUUUGGGAAGAGAUUCUCUCAGCCAGAUGAACCAAAUGUGCAUCAUUGAGUUCACACUGGGGAGAGGUUGUUCAUCUGACAACACUGGGAAGCGAUUCACUCAGUCAUUUAACCUUAUGUAACUCUCACUUUGGCUAACAGUUUAACAUAGGCAGUCCCCGGGUUAUGAACGAGAUCUGUUCCGAAGUCUGUCUUUAAAUCAGAAUUGUAUGUAAGUGUGAACAGGUUAGCCUAUGACUUGAUGCCUUAUGCCCUGGUGUACCUUUUUUCUGUUUUGAAAUGUAGGUCCUUUCAGGCAUAAGCCAGUCUCAUCUACAUUAAGUAUUUGGACCUCCUCCUCAAUACUCUUCUUCAACAUUUAAGGAAAAUCACUCAUACUACUUACAUCGGCACUCACUGCUUCACUUUGCACUUUAAUAUUAUGUAAAUUUGCACUCACUUUGAAACAAUUGAACCAACCGCUACUGGCAACAAGUUCUUCAUCACAAUCACCUACACUUACUACACGUGCAGCUUUUAAAUCAGGGGUGUCAAACUCAUUUUAAGUCACGGGCCAGAUUGGGCAAAAUGCAGUUUCAUGCGGGCUGGAUCAGUCGGGCGUGUGCAAACACAGCUUUCAUUGCCUCCGUUUUUUCAGCCUGUUCUCAUGUGUCUCAGUCUCUGCUAUAACUACAAAGUGUUUCACAUCACAAAUUCCAUUUCUUAUGAAGAAGACUGCUAAGCAAGCAUUAUUUUUAUGAUUGGUAUUAACUUACAAUCAUAGGUUUCAUAUCGCCGGGCCAUUAAUAAUUGAAAUAAUAGAUCUAUCUAAAAUGAUCUCGCGGGCCAGAUAUAAUUGUACGCAGGGCCGGAUAUGGCCCACGGGCCUUGAGUUUGACACCUAUGUUUUAAAUCAUUGAAAAGGUUUCCAACUCUUUCUUGCACUUAAGUAAGGCUAAUAGGCAAAUUACACUGAUUUUGAUCAUCUAGCCGAAUUAUCAAUCGCCUUUCCAUUUCAAUAAUUAAACCGCUGCAUUGCUUAGUAUUAAUUAUAACUUUCAUUGGGGCAGGGUAGUAGCCUAAUGCUUUUCCAAAGACCGAUGGUGUUUCACCUCUUUCCAAUCGCUUUAUUAUUUCCACUUUAUUUUCAAUCAUGAUCAUUUUCCUUUUCUUUGAUGCAUCAUCAGCACUUACAUCGGAUUUACACUUCAGAUGCAUGGUUACACACACAUAGUAAAGUCCCUGUAAAUGUAAUGUGCAGAGAGUGAGAUAAACAUGAGAUGGGAAUUAUUGAUCCAUUAUUUUAUCUUGUUUACCGCGUCCGUCAACGGAACAGAAACACUGCAGAUUCAGAAGCAGCUGCUGGUGGUGAGUCCUAAGCUGCCCCGGGUCCUAAAGUCCAUGCAUACUGAGACAGGUUAAAUGGGACAAGUGGGGGAAGUCCUGACUAGAAAAAGGGGGUCAAGUUGAAUCUUGAUAAGAACAAUUUAAGCCAAAUAAAAGUUACACACUCAAUACAAUGUUAACGGCAACGUGAUCCGAUAUAAAAUGGCGGAAGGUGUUCUCCUUCCUCAAGCUGAUGUAUUUUUAUUAUGAUAGGCUUUAUGGCAGUCCGUUCAUAAGUACGAGUUGUCUGAAAGUCAGACGUUCGUAACCCAAAGACUGCCUGUAUAGUAGGUGAUAGCCCCCCAGCCCAGCCAAACUUAAGAAACCUCGUUGGGGUGGAUGCUGCACAAUGUGUACCCUGAAAUAACAAACAGUACACAAUUUGUGAUUAAACAGUUAAGAUGUAUAAUUCUUACUUUGACUAUAGGGUUAGUAAAGAAAACAAAGAAAAUGAGCCCACUCUCUCCAUUCGCGUCUUCUCAUCUCUCCCUGGCAAAAAGACCGUAAAAAUCUCCAGUCCAGACUCACACGAAAGAAAAACAUUUCUGUCAUUGAAUAGCCCCACAUUCCAAAACCCUGUUAUCUCUAGUCAUAACUUAAGCAUUGCUGCUGCAGAGAAAUCAUUACCGUAGCAGUGAAACAUUACAGAUAGGCCAUUAUAUCAGCAGUGAAACCUUACAGCAUAUUAUACUUGUGACACACUACCAGGUUCACACUCGGGAGAGAGUUUCAAUAAGCUGCAUGCUAGAUAUUUGUUCAUCACCUUUGCUGGAUGCGAUUUUUAGAUUGACUGUUGGUGCCGAACUCUGCAGUUAUUGCUGCUGAUCACAACACCCAGUUCUGCGCCCUGGACACUGGGCAUGGGAGGAGUUUCUCCUGCUGCAUUUUCAGCUUUAAUAAGACGUGUUUAAUAUUAUGGAUCUGAGACAAAUAAAUAAGUUCUAUUUUGAACUUUGUCUCUGGUACUGAAAGAAUUUAUAACACACUGUGUACAGUUGAGAAUCAACUCAGGCCAGUUGGACCCUGCCUGUGAUUCUGUUCCAUGACAGCCCUCCCCUUUUGCUCAUCUCUCACUCUCCCUGUGGUGAUGGGUUCCAAAUAGUCACCAGCCUGUGGGUGAAGAGGUUUCCAUUGAAUUUUCUGCAGACUGAAGAAGUCAAGAUGACUGCAGUUCUGCCUGAGAUGUUCUUUGCCCCUCUAGUCUCUGGGCUGAGGAAGAAGGAUAUUGGGAGUUAAUCUCCUUACUCAUGACUCAUUUCUACAUUAUGGAUCAUUUUCCCUGCUUCUAAAGGGUUGCUGAAAAGACCACUGUCCUCUAAAAACUCAAAGAGGAUGGGAAACCAUCAGUUGGAUGUUCAACAAAGCAGGAUCAGAAACCAGAGGCAGAGUUUGGGGCUCUGGACAAUGGUAGAGAUAAAAACUUAUGAUGAGAAGGGAAUCAGCAGCCGAGUGUGGCAACAUAUGACAGAGCAGCAACAUUUGGAAGCUGAUAAAUAGAGGAAAUAUUUUGAUUGACUGAUGACACAAACAAUGCCUGUGUUCAGGUGCUCCACUGGUCGAGGAAAAUGUGUGUGAUGGGAAUGGUUUUAUCGAUGGAGGGAGUUGAUCCUGUUGUUUGUCCAAUAAUAACAGGGAGGGCAAGAAUCCAGAUGCUGUGGUCCAUGUCGGGACCAAUGACGUGGGUAGGAUGAGUGAGGGGGUCCUGCAUAGGGAGUUCGGGGAGUUAGGUGCGAAGCUGAAGAGCAGGACCUCCAUGGUAACAAUCUCAGGAUUGCUACCUGUGCCACGUGCGAGUGAGGCCAGGAACAGAAAGAUUAUAAAGAUUAAUACGUGGCUGAGAGGAUGGUGCAGGAGGGAGGGCUUCAGGUUUGUACAUAAUUGCGCUUUGUUCCAGGGAAGGUGGGAUCUGUUCCGAAGGGACGGUUUACACCUGAACUGGAGCAGUACUGACAUUCUUGCAGGGAAGUUUGGUAGUGCUUCUUGGGGGGGGGGGGGGGUUUAAACUAAAUUUGCAGAGGUCGGGGAUCCAAAAUAUGAGAGAGGAUAUCGAGAGGAAGAAUAAAGGACAGGUGGGGACGACACGGAUCCGGAAUAUUAAGUGUGUGGUAGAGAAAGGUGAGCCAGAACAAGUGAUAAGGAGGACACAUGUACAGAGGGAUGGUCUGACGGAAUAUGGAGUUAAAUGUGUUGAAAGAAUAAGUAAAUUUAGGAAGGACAACAAAAUUCUAGGGGUGUGUAGCCCGAUGGGAGUUCGGGAGCUGGGUUAAGCACAAUACGCAGCGAUUCAAACAGAGAGAGGGGAAAUGGGCUGAAAAUUCUAUAUCUGAAUGCACGAAGUGUCAGAAAUAAGGCGGAUGGGCUUGAAGCCCAGGUGCGAAUGGGUAACUAUGAUGUUGUUGGGAUAACGGAGACAUGGCUGCAGGGAGAUCAGACCUGGGAAAUGAAUGUACAAGGGUAUACGUCCUAUCGUAGGGACAGAAAUGUGGGCAGAGGGGGUGGGGUGGCCCUGUUGGUGAAGAAUGAGAUUAAGUCCUUUGCAAGGGGGGACAUAGGGUCAGGAGACGUAGAGUCUGUGUGGAUAGAUCUGAGGAACAGUAAGGGCAAAAGGACCCAAAUGGGUGUUGUCUACAGGCCACCAAACAGUAGCAUGGAUAUUGGGUGCAAGUUGAAUAGAGAGUGAACAUUGGCAUGUGGCAAAGGUAAUCUCGCAGUAGUUACGGGGGAUUUCAACAUGCAGGUGAACUGGGAGAAUCAGGUUGGUGCUGGACCACAGGAUAGGGAGUUUGUAGAGUGCAUACGGGAUGCAUUCUUGGAACAGCUUGUAAGAGAGCCGACCAGGGACACGACUAUUCUGGAUUUAGUGUUAUGUAAUGAACAGGAUUUGAUAAGCGACCUUGCAGUAAAGGAACCAUUAGGAGGUAGUGAUGAUAAUAUGAUGUUUUUAUCUGAAAUUUGAGAAGGAUAAGGGCAGCUCGGAGGUGUCAGUGUUGCAGUUGAACAGGGGAAACUAUGGAGCCAUGAGGGAGGAGCUGGCCAAAGUUGACUGGACGGAUAGCCUAGCAGAAAAGGCAGUGGAUCAGCAAUAGCAGGUAUUCUUGGGAAUAAUGCACAAGGUGCAAAAUCAGUUCAUCCCCCAUAGAAGGAAGGAUUCAAAGUGGGGAAAGGGGCCACAGUGGUUGACAAAGGAAGUCAGGGAUUGCAUAGCAUUAAAAAAAAGGAAGUAUGACAGAGCUAAGGUGAGUGGGAGGACAGAUGAUUGGGAAGUUUUUAAGGAACAACAGAACUUAACUAAAAAGGCAAUACGGGGAGAAAAAUGAGGUACGAACGCAAGCUAGCCAGGAAUAUAAAGGAAGAUAGCAAAAGCUUUUUUAGGUAUGUGAAGAGAAAGAAGAUAGUUAAGAUCAAUGUUGGGCCCUUGAAGAAUGAAUUGGGUGAAAUUGUUAUGGGAAACUGAGAAAUGGUAGAAGAAUUUAAUCAGUACUUUAGAUCUGUUUUCACUAAGGAAGACACAAGCAAUCUCCCAGAUGUAUGGAUGGGCCAAGGGCAUAGGGUAACAGAGGAAAUGAAACAGAUUGACAUUAGGCAGGAAACGGUGAUGAGAAGACUGAUGGGACUGAAGGCUGGCAAAUCACCAGGUCCAGAUGGUCUGCAUCCUAGGGUACUAAAGGAAGUGGCCCUGAAAAUUGCGGAUGCAUUGGUCAUCAUUUUCCAAUGUUCCUUAGAUUCAGGAUCAGUUCCUGAGGAUUGGAGAAUGGCUAAUGUUAUCCCACUUUUUAAGAAAGGAGGGCGGGAGAAAACAGAGAACUAUCGACCUGUCAGCCUGACAUCGGUGGUGGGGAAGAUGCUAGAGUCCAUUAUUAAGGAUGAAAUAGUGGCAUAUCUAGAUAGCAGUGAUAGGAUUGGGCCGAGCCAGGGGCCACAGGUAAAUCAUGCUUGCCUAAGCUGUUCGAGUUUUUCGAGGAUGUAACCAGGAAGUUGGACGGGGGAGAUCCAGUGGAUGUAGUGUAUCUCGAUUUUCAGAAGGCAUUUGAUAAGGUCCCACAUAGGAGAUUGGUGUGUAAAAUCAAAGCUCAGGGCAUCGGGGGGAAGACAUUGACAUGGAUAGGAAACUGGUUGGCAGAUAGAAAGCAAAGGGUAGCAGUGAAUGAGUGUUUCUCGGAAUGGCAGGUGGUGACUAGUGGGGUGCCACAGGGCUCGGUAUUGGGACCACAGCUGUUUACCAUUUCCGUUAACGAUUUAGAUGAAGGCAUUGAGAAUAACUUCAGCAAAUUUGCUGAUGACACUAAGCUGGGUGGCAGUGUGCCAUGUGAUAAGGAUGUUAGGAGAAUUCAGGGUGUCUUGGAUAGGCUGGGUGAGUGGGCAGAUAUUUGGCAGAUGACGUUUAAUGUGAAUAAGUGUGGGGUUAUCCACUUUGGGAGUAAGAACAGGAAGGCAGAUUAUUAUCUGAACGGUGUAGAGUUGGGUAAGGGAGAAAUACAAAGAGAUCUAGGAGUCCUUGUUCAUCAGUCACUGAAGGUGAAUGAGCAAGUGCAGCAGGCAGUGAAAAAGGCUAAUGGAAUGUUGGCCUUUAUUACAAAGGGAAUUGAGUACAAGAGCAAGGAAAUCCUCUUGCAAUAGUACAGAGCCCUGGUGAGACCACACCUGGAGUAUUCUGUACAGUUUUGGUCUCCAGGGUUAAGGAAGGACAUCCUGGCUGUAGAGGAAGUGUAGCGUAGAUUCACGAGGUUAAUUCCUGGGAUGUCUGGACUGUCUUACACAGAGAGUUUAGAGAGGCUGGGCUUGUACACGCUGGAAUUAAGGAGAUUGAGAAGGGAUCUGGGUGAAACAUAUAAGAUUAUUAAGGGAUUGGACAAGAUCGAGGCAGGAAAUAUGUUCCAGAUGCUGGGAGAGUCCAGUACCAGAGGGCAUGGUUUGAGAAUAAGGGGUAGGUCAUUUAGGACAGAGUUAAGGAAGACCUUCUUCUCCCAGAGACUUGUGGGGGUCUGGAAUGCACUGCCGCGGAAGGUAGUGGCGGCCAAUUCUCAGGUUACUUUCAAGAAGGAGCUAGAUAGGUAUAUUAUGGAUAGGGGACAAGGGAUAUGGGGACAAGGCAGGAACCGGGUAUUGAUAGUAGUUGAUCAGCCAUGAUCUCAAAAUGGCAGUGCAGGCUCGAGGGGCCGAAUUGUCUACUUCUGCGCCUAUUGUCUAUUAUAUACAGAUGGUUAUUGUGGAUUGUCCUAUCUGUAAAAAUGUAUUGAUUAUCAUAUAAUUUGUUAGAUUUUGACUCUAAAACUGGAUCAUGCUUGAAUUUGUGGUACCUUUAUGAACUGAUGGAGGGCAUUCAUGAGUUUGUAUUUUAAAGCGAGAUUUUGGUGAAUGCUAUUUGCCACUUGAUUCUACUUGCGUAAUUGGUCAGAUCGAGUAAAACUGCUACA